CCGUUAGGAGGACAUACUGUCUUGCAGGUCCUUGUUAUCGUCUUCCUCACUGGAUCACUUUCUAUUGUCACGGUUGUUGGCAACAUCCUAGUGAUGGUGUCAUUCAAGAUCAAUAAGGCACUGAAGACAGUGAACAACUACUACCUGCUUAGCCUAGCAUUUGCUGACCUGACUAUCGGCACCCUGUCAAUGAACCUGUACACCAUUUACAUCAUCAUGAACCAGUGGGCCCUGGGGCCGGUGGUCUGUGACUUGUGGCUCGCAAUAGACUAUGUGGCAAGUAACGCCUCAGUCAUGAACCUGCUUGUUAUCAGCUUUGACAGGUAUUUCUCUGUUACCAGACCUCUGACAUACCGGGCCAAGCGCACAACCAAGCGAGCCAUGACCAUGAUAGGAUUAGCCUGGUCCAUCUCUUUCAUUCUCUGGGCCCCAGCCAUCCUGUUCUGGCAGUACAUCGUGGGUGAGCGAACCGUUACGCCCAAUCAUUGCUACAUCCAGUUCCUGUCUGAGCCAAUUAUCACAUUCUGCACUGCUAUUGCUGCUUUCUACUUGCCAGUAAGUAUUAUGACAUUCCUGUUUUGGAAGAUAUAUCAGGAGACAGAAAAACGUAAUAAAGAUAUGCAAAGUCUCAGGGGAGCUGGAGUUGGCAAAAGCUCAAGCCAGGCUCAGAAUCAAGGAACCAUGCAACGCCAAAUGAGCUCUCAAAGCUGCAGCAGCGAUGAACUUAACCAGUCGGCUUCUGAGAAGAACAACAAGGAAAAUACCAGCAUGGCAGGAGGAACAGGAAGCAGAGGGAGGUGUGGCUCAUCGUGCUGCUUCCAGUUUUCAUCACUGUUGCCAGGUCGCCAUGCAUUCAAAAGGUCCGUCAACACCACGAUAACUACUGUGGGUGAAGCAGAGCAGAGCAGCAGUGAAAGCCUCAACAUUGAAGCCGGUGGCUCUGGGGACCAGUCCGGUUCAGACGACGAGGCUGAAGGUGGUAAGAAAUCUAGAAAGGGGAAGAACAACAAGGACAAACAAUCAUCGUCCAACAAAAGUCGGAAAGAGUCCCAAACCAACCCUGCCUCCCAGUCACCUGCAGCUAUCACCAUGAAGGAUGCGGCGAUGGCAAAACGCUUCGCCUCCAAGGCCAAGACAGAGAUCAAUAAGCGCAAGAAUGAAAAAAAGGCAAAUGAAAAAAAGGCAAAUGAAAAUAAAGCAGCUCGGACACUCAGCGCCAUCCUCGUGGUCUUCAUCACCACAUGGUUACCAUACAACAUAAUGGUGCUGGUCAGCACUUUCUGUACCAACUGUAUUCCAGAAACCCUUUGGUCACUGGGCUACUGGCUGUGUUACGUUAACAGCACAAUCAAUCCCAUCUGCUACGCCCUGUGUAACAAGACCUUCAGGACCACUUUCAGGGAUAUUCUGAUGUGCCAGUGGAAUCAAAAGAAGACCCAGCCUACUUUUCAGCAGAGAAAAGCUUUGGCCUUAAAGAAGAAAGACCCAAUCUAA
Molecule: messenger RNA, 1494 nt
Organism: Trematomus bernacchii (emerald rockcod)
Lineage: Eukaryota; Metazoa; Chordata; Actinopteri; Perciformes; Nototheniidae
Product: muscarinic acetylcholine receptor M3-like
Exons: 5
Coding region: 94-1494 (466 amino acids)
Biological process (GO): adenylate cyclase-activating adrenergic receptor signaling pathway
Cellular component (GO): plasma membrane
Molecular function (GO): G protein-coupled acetylcholine receptor activity
Source: RefSeq, a predicted model, not a curated record